AUGCGCCUGCUCACGCACAAUGUUCUCCGAUCACCGAUGAAGGGAGUGGUGGAGGGCUACCCCUUACGCAUCGAGGCGACCGACGUACAGAUGGUGGAAUCAGAGGUCAAAGAAGAGUUCGUCAAGCACAUGGCGACCACUUUGGACUGGGGGGCGCUCUGCAAAGCGGCAGCCGAGGUUGGCAUGCCCGAGGGGUCUCUCCCACCAGCGUUAACGCCGGAGCUUCUGGAAGACUCUUCUUUCUUGGAGGCUUUGCAUCGCGUCUUGAUGGACAUGCACGUCGUGGAGGGCACUCUCGUCUGUCCCGAGACCGGACGAAGGUUUCCCAUCGCUGAAGGCGUUCCGAACCUCAUGUGCACGGAGGACGAGGUGCGAUGA
Messenger RNA from Ectocarpus siliculosus, 378 nucleotides. The record is from the annotation of a GenBank genome assembly. NCBI's taxonomy places the organism in Eukaryota, Phaeophyceae, Ectocarpales, Ectocarpaceae.